Messenger RNA from Lolium rigidum, 952 nucleotides. Its product is annotated as protein LURP-one-related 7-like. The transcript is spliced from 3 exons. The coding region runs from base 231 to 806 and encodes 191 amino acids. The record is from RefSeq and is a predicted model, not a curated record. Lineage: Eukaryota; Viridiplantae; Streptophyta; Magnoliopsida; Poales; Poaceae.
CUAAACACAAGAACCCAAAUACUAACUUGCAACCACUCUCCAGCAAUUUUUCAGCAUCCUCUUCCCCUUCCUCUUCCCUUCUUCGCUUCUUCCACUCUCCUUGAAUCCGUCGCCUUUCCUUCCUACCGCAGCCGACCGGCCAGCAGCACCUCCGUCUCCCCUCAGACCUGUACCUUCUCCCCAAGAAACACCUUGCUUGCUCUUCACUUGGUAUUUGCUUCUUUGAUUCCAUGGACCAGACAGAAGCCGCAGUCGCCGCUGUCCCGCCGCCGGUGCCCACGGCGGCCCCCGUCGUGCCGGUCGAUCUCACGGUCGUCAAGAAACGCCUCGGUGGCGGCGGCGACAUGGCGGUGCACGACUCAUCUGGCAGCCUCGCGUUCCGCGUCACGGCGGCGGACGCUGGUGGCAGAGGCAGGGCGCUCCUCGACGCCUCCGGCAGCACCCUGGUCACCGCGAGGAGCAUCGAGGGUGUGUGGCAAGCAUUCAGAGGAGUUAGUUCGGAACAGAAAGACGCCAUUUUUUCUGCAAAGGUAAUGUCCGCUUCUUCGAAGCGAAAGGAGGUACAUGUCCUUGUACCACCGAGAAGCUCGUUCGAAGAUCCGAAACCAAGCUAUAUACUCGUAGGAAAUCCAUUUCAAAGAGCAUGCACAGUUAUAAACGGCAACUCCAUUGUUGCUCAGGCAAAUCUCCCGUACAAAUUAAACAAGCCCGUCUAUUCAAGACGCAAGUUUAGAGUGACCAUUUACCCAGGAAAUGAUAACAUUUUGAUCAUGGCAAUGAUUAUGACCUUCCUUGUACAAAAAUAACAGAAAUGAUGAGUCACACGUUGCUUUCAGAAAAUUCCGAGGACGAUGUAGCUCCUCCUUCUCCCACUGACCAAUUGCUCUUACUGAACGGACUGAUCUUGUAAAUAUUUCUUUGUUGUUCAGAUUAUUUUCUUGGUUGGUUCUUA